Messenger RNA from Mercenaria mercenaria, 1952 nucleotides. RefSeq lists its product as uncharacterized. The record is from RefSeq and is a predicted model, not a curated record. NCBI's taxonomy places the organism in Eukaryota, Metazoa, Mollusca, Bivalvia, Venerida, Veneridae. Bases 158 to 1180 code for a protein of 340 amino acids. The transcript has 3 exons.
AUAGUCAGUACCCGCUGUUCUUUUUACCUCCACGUGUAUUAAAAAUUUUAUGAAUGAAACUAUGAAUGAAAAUUUAGGUCACGUGAUGUAAACAUGUAGUAUUUUGACCCAGAUUUGUACUACUAGGCUACUACUUCGUCUGCAAAAAAAAGUAAACAUGGCGGACAUUAUAAGAAUAGGUGCUAUUUGUAAGUUAAGAGGGUCAAAAGAAGACUGGAGAGUUAUUGAUUAUCGUUAUGACGGUUCAGUCUACAAGUAUGUUGUCCAGUCACUAUAUUCAGGGAUCACUAAAUGUGUUUUUACCUUUGAAAUAUUUGAAAAAUAUACUUCAACUUACAAGGAAUUAAAUGACUUUCUCACUCAAGUCACUGGUAUUGGUUUGGAGGAUAUGAGCUGUCUUGACGAUGAAAUGCCAGACCCAGACUAUGUCAAAGUUGAGACUGGUAAAAGUAACAUUGACAAUGCUACAAGGGAAGUCCUCUAUGAAACACUAACAACUACAUCUUCCCUAGUAGAUGUACCUGAACUAGUCCCUGGUCCUUUAGCUGACACAAUGGCUUCUGAAAUCACUUCUGAAACUGAAGUACCAAAAAAGCGAUUUAAAGCAGCAACAGAAACUUCCGUCAACAUAUUGCGGGCACAGAACACUGAAAAAACAACUGACAGACAGACAAAGUGGGCUGUUAAACUAUUAAAAGAUUGGAUGAAAGAAACCGGUUACAAAAGUACUGAGUUUGAAUGGUUGGAGGUAUCUGUGUUGGACAAAAUCCUACAGAAUUUCUAUGCCUCAGUCCAGACAAAAAAAGGUGAUGACUACUCCAAGGCAGGUCUUAUUGGCCUCAGAGCAGGAAUAAAUCGUUAUCUAACUACACCACCUGUGUCACGGCAAAUAAAUAUCAUGAAAGACAGGGACUUCAUGUUUUCUAAUCAGGUUUUGUCUGGAUUAGUUAAGGGUCUUAAACGUGAAGGAAAGGACCUCAGUAAACACAAAGAGCCAAUUACUGAGGAUGAUGUAAAUAAACUGUUUGAGAGUGGACUGUUUUCAGAGGAUAAUCCAAGAACUCUGCAGAAUAAAGUUCUGUAUGAUAUCCUGAGUCAGUUCGGCCUCCGUGGCCAGGAAGGCCUCCAUGACCUUAGGAAGGACUCCUUUGUUGUAAAAAUGGAUUCAAAGGGCCGUUAAUAUAUCAGGAUGUCAUACAACGAAGCAGACAAAACCAAUCAUGGUUUAGACCAUAGAGAAGAUCCAAAAGAGCCACGUUUGUAUGAAAACGAAGGUCCACGUUGCCCGAUGAGAUCUUACUUGAAGUAUAUAUCAAAGCUAAGUCCAGAGUGCCCUAGUCUCUUUCAGCGACCUAUUGACAAAUUCCAGCCUGUUCAUAAAACCUGGUACGCAAACAAAGCUGUGGGUGUGAACACUUUGCAAAGUUUCAUGUCUAGGUUGUCUGAAAAAGCAUGUCUCAGUCAAAGGUACACAAAUCACUGUGUAAGAGCCUUUGUUGGUUCCCAUCAACAUAAGAAGGGCUAUUCAAGCAGAGCAAUAAUGUCUGUAACUGGCCAUAGAAAUGUAUCCAGUCUUAAUUCGUAUGUGAAACCAUCCGAUGAGGAGAGAUACAGCAUCAGCAAAGCCCUAAAUUAUGCAGGAUAUCAGAAUAAUGAAGAAAACAUUUCUCCUAGUUCUAUCAAGAGUCAAGAGACCAGAAGUGAGACUUUACCGGCUGCAUCAGAACCCGCAGCUAUGGCUAUAUCAUUUGAUCUCCAAGCAGAAUCUGAGCAUGGUUGUUCAACAAAUUAAAGUGUCACAACCAACACCAGCACCAGCACUGGCAGCAGGGAUAUAGACAUAAACAUGUCUUCUACCAGCGACAGUCGUACCUUACACAUGUUCACAGGCAACAUUGCCUCGAGCACUAUUACAGUUAACGUUUACAAUGCAAAAUAAUUUAAUAAGAAAG